CUGGUCUGCAGAGAGUUCCAGGACAGCCAGGAUUGUUACCCUGUCUUGAGAAACAAAAACAAAACAGGCAAAUAAGCCAGGCUACAUUUCCAAACACGGGCUGGCGUGGGCUUGUUGACUGCUUUGUGUAGUUUGGCUACUGGGCUCUAACGCUAGGCCUGCGUCGGUGGUAAACAAGAGCCUGCACCGAGCUGUGGUCCCAGACCUCCGUCUCUUUUGGAAGCUGCAGCUUGGGGAUAGCUGUGGUAUAAGCUGAUCUGCGUACCAAAGGUGUGCCAGCAAGGGUUUCCCAGUGUUUGAGGUUCUGUGAGAUUGUCUUCUGGUGUGGCGGUGGCCCCAGGUGUACAGUGGUCUCUGCUUCUGAACUGAAGGAGUCCUCGGGUGUGAACCCAGUCCAACCCAGCUGGCGUAGUUUGAAUAACACUUUCUCUUAUUGAUGGUCUUAUUAUUUUGGCGCUUUGCAAUUGAAAUGGUUUAUACAAAGGCUUUAGCCCUUGGGCAAACAUUAUAUUUGUUGUCUAAGUGCAGAAUUUAGCAGUGAAUAAUUUUAUGACAGACUACAUUUGGUAUGCCUAGUUAUUCAGGGACUUUAAAAAAAAUGGAGGGACUUUUUAGUCAUACUUCCUCUCUGUUCUUAGUCAUCUGUUCCUUUUAUGGUAGUUAUUAGCAAGUAUCUCUCACCCUUCUGUAAUGUUCAGCAGUGUAAACUCGUUACAGUGUUGGCUACAGUGCUCUGUUUAGUUACAGAAUAGUCAGCAUACACGUGAAAACAUAAUCUUAAUGUUGGUGUGUUCUCCACAUGGCAGAACCACAGUUGUUAUAUACCAAUCUCUUGAGAUCACUUUUCUUUUUUGGGGUGUCAUGCUUUCUCUCCUUACACUACUUCCUUGUCAUUGGUCACAUUCAGAAUUAGUACUGAACCUCGGUGUUAAUGGUGGUUUUGCUUUAAUGCUUAGGAAAAGAGACAUUGCUUUCCACUCUAGGCAAUCUCAAGUACUGUGUACUGUCAGCAACUUGACCCUCGUGGCCUGGGCGAAUUCAGUGUUGCAUAAUUGCACCUUCCCUUCCUGAGGACUGAGCAAGCCCAGGGUUCACCACCACCUGGUCCCUCUACCUGUAACAACCAUUCCAAAUCAUGCUCCUGUAAGGGCACACCAGGGGCAUUUUUUGUCACCUUUUCUAAAUGAUACACAUCUCUCUGACUUCUUCUAAUGCUUCUGCUUUCUCCUCAAACCAAUAGGCCCAAUUCCCUAAACUAUCUGUCAUUGUCAUGUAUCUGAAAGACACUGGACAGGACUUGGAAACAGCUCCAAAGGUAAUGAUUAAUUAAGGUAAGAAAACAAGGAUUUUGGUUGAUGAGUCAGAUAAAUGGUAGGUCUUCCUCCAGACCUCGGGCAAGGCAGUGUGUUACAAAACAUCUUCGGAAGGUCUGGCAGGCAGAUGACUCAGCAUCUCCCCACAGACUUGUUGUCUCUCCCCUUGGCCUUUACCUUCCCUUCCUAAAUUCUCUGUCUCCUCCCUACAUUGCCCUCUGUCCUGCAGUCAUCUAAACUGGAACCCACUACAGCCUCCCUGCCUCCCUGCCUCCCUUCAUAUCCAAUCUCCGGGACUCCAGUGAUGAGGGCAGAUAUAUGUUGGGUAAAGGAGGAAAACGGAAGUUUGAUGAGCAUGAAGAUGGGCUGGAAGGCAAAAUCGUGUCCCCCUCCGAUGGUCCAUCCAGGGUGUCUUACACCUUACAGCGUCAGACUGUCUUCAACAUUUCCCUUAUGAAACUGUAUAACCACAGGCCCCUGACAGAGCCCAGCUUGCAGAAGACUGUCCUAAUUAACAACAUGUUGAGGCGGAUCCAGGAGGAACUCAAGCAGGAAGGCAGCCUGAGGCCUGCGUUCACCCCCACGUCCCAGCCCAGCGACAGCUACAGGGAGGCCCCACCUGCCUUCACCCAGCUGGCCUCCCCUCCCGCUCACCCCUGUGGCCUAGGAAGCACUACACCUCUGGAGGCCUGCCUCACCCCCGCCUCCCUGCUAGAGGACGACGAUGACACAUUUUGCACUUUGCAGGCCGGGCCCCCCGCGGGUCCUCCCAGACUGUCCUCUGCAGCCCUCCCAGAAAAGGACAGCUUUUCCUCCGCCUUGGAUGACAUUGAGGAGCUCUGUCCCACAUCUACCUCCACAGAGGCUGCCGUGGUCACGGCGGCGGCGCUUGGCAGCCCGAAAGGAACCUCCAGUGAGCCCAGCAUUCAGAAGCCUGAGGGGCCCCAGGAAGGCCGCACAGAUGACUCACGAUUCAUGGACUCCCUACCUGGGAAUUUUGAAAUAACCACGUCCACAGGCUUCCUGACAGACUUGACCCUGGACGACAUAUUGUUUGCUGACAUUGACACAUCCAUGUACGAUUUUGACCCCUGCACAUCUGCAUCAGGGACAGCCUCAAAAAUGGCCCCUGUGUCAGCUGAUGACCUCCUCAAGACCCUGGCUCCCUACAGCAGUCAGCCUGUUGCCCCAAGUCAGCCUUUCAAAAUGGAUCUCACAGAGCUAGACCACAUCAUGGAGGUGCUCGUUGGGUCCUAAGACUGGGGACCCCUUGACUGUGCCUAACCAGGCCCUACAAGCAUCCCCGCCACCCUGACAGUUUCUCCGCACUGUGCAUGUACCCUUGCUUGCCUUUUUCAGAGAAAAAGACACUUUUACAAAAGGAUCACACUAGUAUUUUCUUUGAGCAGAGUUGGAGUGCCUUCAUUCGAGUAUGACCACUUUUAAUACACUCUCUGAGUGGGCCCCACAGAGGCCCGCUGCCCUGGCUUAGGAGAGAAGACAUUGGAAGACUGUGUUGAUGAUGUUGAAAGCUGACCGUGAAGAAUUCAAGUGAAGCACAAGGAUUAAGUUGGAAAAGCUGUAAAUUGCAUGUGCAUAUUUGUCUAUUUUUUCUAUAAGUUUUAUUGCAAGAGGUAAAAAAGAAUAUAUAUCUAUAUUAUUUGGAUAAUCUCAGUACCUUUCUUGGCAUUUUGCCCUGUAUAAGUUGACUUGGCAAUUCUGCCUUUUUAGAGGCAUUAACUCCUCAUAAGUGUUGCAUUUACAUGGCUGUUUAGAAAACUGCUGCCCAAAUUUAUUUUAUAUUUUUGUACAGAUUCUGCAGUUUAUGAUAUUGUUUUUCUAAAAACAAACGCUGUUUAUACAUACGAGAUAGCUAUUUUGGUAGGAUUUGCUCACAUAGUUCCUGCAGAUGUAAGCUGUACAAGUUGCACUUGUACUUUUAUAGAGUCGUAAUGUUUUCUAUGUGUAUGGUGCAAGAGAAAAUUGGAUCAGAUCAAUCUGAAGUUGGUGUCCCCACACACAAAUGCACACAGUGCUUUAACAAAGGGCCAGGAGAUCUGGCACCCAAAUCUCACAAGCACCAGCCCCGGGCACCGUCACCUGCCAGUACUGUGACUUCCAAAGCCAGAGCCCUGUCUGCUCCUCGGGCUUGCAUGCCCGGCAGCAGAUCCUGGGGUUGAUGUGACGGUCCUUUUAGCUCCUGCUUUUGAGCAAAGACUGUAUCGUUUUGUUCAAGAGCGCACUCGUGGUUGGAUGUGGUGGUGGUGUACCCCUUUAAUUCCAGCACUUGGGAGGCAGGGCAGGUAGGUUGUUGUGAGUUCCAGUCCACCCAGAGCUAUAUCGUGAGAACCCUGUCUCAAGGAGGAGGGGUGGGGGAGAGUAAGAAAAGGAUUGUAUUUAUGCCAAGUUUGCUCUUUUAAUUGUUUUUAAUUUUGUAAAAUGUAAACCCCCCCUCUCCCCCCCAUCUUACACCUUGGGCGUAGCUUUUAUGAUGAGACCACAAUUUUACAUAACAAUUUUACAACAAACAACUGACCUCUUCCUGGAGCUGAGCCCUACCUCGGUGCUUAGGGCUCACGAAGAAGAAACCCGCCCCAGAAGGCAUCCAUCAUGUUGCUGAGCUGCCUUUCCCAGUGUCCCUCCCUGGAGCUUUUGUUCCCUCUGUUGCUAAGAGCUGCAAAUGGUAUCUUCAUGAUCACCACAGUGAGCUGGGCUCACCUCAGCAAGUGGGGAUGCGCUCGCAACAUCUGUGACUGCAGCCGCCGUCUAUCACCCUAUGUCAUGGUGUCCAGUCUGGUUGCUUACUUUAAUUAACUGCUAAUUUAACCACACUUUACAAAGCCGUUAUCCCCAAUACAUAACAGGCAUUUCUACGCUGUCUCUGGCCCUCCCCGUCUCCUGGCCCCUUAAACAGCUUUUUGUUCGCAGUGCUCUCCCUCCCCCCCCCAGUUGUACCAGUUUGCUUCCAGGUACCAUGCCCGUCGCUGAGGUCUGCCGCUGCCUUCAUGGGGUGGUUACUUCAGCCGUGGCGUGCAGCUUACAGCCGACGUUGUUUGCAGAUGGCUUCCUUAGGAAUAACUUUUAUAUUUAUUUAAAUUAUGGGAUUUUGUUUUGUUUUUGUUGUUGUUGGUCAUUUGUCACCAGUUCUGCUCACUUCUUGCCAUGGAUAAAACUGGGUCUUUCUGGCCAAUUAAAAAGAUAAGUUUAUAAAUGGCACUUUAAACAAGCCAUAGCUAGUUCUAUCUUUAUAAUGCACAUGGCAAGCAAAUGUGUCCAUGAUGAAGGAAAUGCUCAUCCCAGCGAAAGGUUUGUGUGUGGUGUGAUUAAUAUCCUUCUGCACCCUAAUUUACCUUCUCCCGCGGCCAUGGGUUUGAAAGGCGCUUCCCAGGCUAUGGAUCAGCGAGAGGCCCACCCAGCUGCACUCGCUGUCCUGCAGGCGCCCUCCACAGCCCCUCUCACCACACAAAUGUGUUUGCUUUGAUGUAGGGCCAGGGGCCAGAUGACCAGGUGAGGGGUUGUUGCCGACGCUCCCAAGUGACAUUGUGCCUGUCCAUUUUAAGAACUUUCCAUUCUUUCUUGAAGAAAGCAGCUCUACCCAUCCUCUGUGUGUUAGACCUGGAGGACCCUGUGAACUGGCCACAUGCCACAGUCACUGCAUACGUGUGCAUAUACAGUAAUGUUGACUAUUCCCAACAAAAAUGGCACAGCCCAGUUGAUUGCCAUUGUUGAAGACUGAUCGACAGUAACAUAGAACAACUGAACUUUUGUUGGAUUAGCAAACCGUGUGUUUAAACAAUCCCGUAUGUUGGGCAACAGUUCAAAUAAGCUCAGAGAAGCAUUGCCCAAACUUAGUUCUCUGGCUCCAGUGCAUUAGUAAGGCCAGGCUUCAAAAUCCAAACACCCACCCCAACUCAGCAGGCAUGUGCUUAUUCUGCAGACAUGCAUGGGAAGCUAAUGGCCCGUUUCAGAAAUAGCAAGCCCAUCAAGAGUUAAGGCUGACUUUGUAUCCUAUUUAUAUUAAGUGGUGUCCCAACAGGGACAAGGUGGAGCCCCAGAGCGAGCUCUCCAAGUCGCAGUCUGAGUGCGGGACGCGCCGCAGUUGUGACUCACCUUCACAAAGACAGUCUCGUGGCAUCCACAGGCAGGCGGACAGCCUGGGUGUUUGGCCUGAGAGGUUUGAAGAGGUGGUUUUCCCCAUAAGUUAUUUAUUCCUUGUUUUUCCUGUGUAAAUAUAUUUAUUUUGCUGUGGCGCUCUAACAACAUCUGGGUGGUUGGUGCAGAAUGUAUUUCUUGUAGGAAUGUAAAUCUGUAUUAAAAGGGGGAGCCCCCAGCCCGUCUUCUCAUCAAAUACACAGCCCACAUUCAUUUUCACUCUCGUCUCCAAUAUGGGUCUAUUUGAAAUAUGCAAAGGGUGUGGAUAAGGGAUGUUUUAAUACCUCCAAAUUUUUAAGAAAAUAAGUAUAAAAGGAUUGAUAAUUUUUUAAAGUUUUCUUAGCAGCACUUUCACUUAUGACAGAAGGGGCAACACAGGGCACCCACCUUCAGACCAAAGGGUGAGGAAUGGCCACAGCCUCCCUCCCACACUGCUCCAGGGUUAGCAGCUGAGCUUUUAUGGCCAUAGCCCCUUGAAGUGCCCCAGCCAUCCUGAGGUCAAUCAAGGAAAAUUUCUUAACAAAGUAAGCUCCAAAGAGCCAAAGUAUCAACUUGCGGAUCAUUUUUAAAAGCUUAAAUUUAUUAACCACCUUUGCGGUAAACAAUGAAUUAUGAACACUGCAAGGGCAGCCUUCUUGGGUGAGAGAGAGAGAGAGAGAGAGAGAGAGAGAGAGAGAGAGAGACUGCCUUGCAGCGAUUGUUCUACUUGGUGUGGGUCGUCUUAAUUUUGAACCCUUGCUCUUACAAAUUGGACCUUUAUACAUUUCUGAAAAUAGAAAGAAAAGAGCAUGUUUGACUUGUCCUAGCUGUAAAUGGUUAAUUCUUGUGCCACCCCGCACCUGGAUGCCAGCAGGGUGUGCAUCUGCCCGUGUGGGAUUGUUCCCAGUGCUUCCAAAAAUGGGUCUACAUGGUCCUUGAAAAUUAGCCAGGAUCAAAUGCUCUUGCAGACAAAGCCAAUAAAAUUUUUGGACUUCUUUUGGGGAAUUUGGAGAGGAAAUGUAGUCCAUAUGUACAACUAAAGUGUUGAAAGUGUACAUAGGGACAUGUUAGGUGUGUGGAUUUUGAGGAGGGCUUUUUGUCAAAAGUAGGUGUGACUUUUCCCCACAGACCUGAGAGCUGUGCCUUUUCUAUGCAAUAUUACAGACGUCACAUCAGAAUCCAGAGGGCUGUGUUCAGUGUAGGUUCAUUCAGACUGUAUUUUAAACAAUUGGACAGACUAAAUGUACAUGGAAAUGAGCGGUCUUUUGUAGUUUUAUAUUAUACAAUAAACAGUUAAAGGAUGA
This is a messenger RNA of Mesocricetus auratus (golden hamster), 6748 nucleotides long. It is a transcript of the gene Sertad2, whose product is annotated as SERTA domain containing 2. The transcript is spliced from 2 exons. Gene Ontology annotation, molecular function: transcription regulator activity. NCBI's taxonomy places the organism in Eukaryota, Metazoa, Chordata, Mammalia, Rodentia, Cricetidae. Gene Ontology annotation, cellular component: nucleus. The record is from RefSeq and is a predicted model, not a curated record. Bases 1632 to 2570 code for a protein of 312 amino acids.